UGAGAUUUCUUUUCCGGGUCAAGGGUAACCAACGUGGUGCAUGCUGCAGCUCAACGUGCACACCACUUUGAAGAGGCAGAAACAACUUAAAGGAUAUAAAACACACUGAAAAAGACGAUCUUCUGGGAUGGGAGAGUUUAAAGUCCAUCGGGUUCGGUUCUUUGACUAUAUGCCCACCGGAAUCAGAGCUUUAGCCUUCCACCCACAAAACGAAAGGAUGGCAGUGGCGAGGAUGGACGGAUCUGUAGAGAUCUUUCACUGUUCAGACAACUUUUUCCAAGAAAAGAUCAUCCCUGGAAGAGAGCAGUGUGGGAUAGAGGCUCUGUCCUGGGUUGGAGAGCGUUUGUUCAGUGCAGGACUGAAUGGUGAAAUUACUGAAUAUGAUUUGACUUACCAGAAAGCUAAAUACACGAUGGAUGCCUAUGGAGGGCCAGUCUGGGCCAUCACUGGCAACCAUCAAGGAACACACUUAGCGGUUGGGUGUGAAGAUGGAACUGUGAAACUGUUUGAGGUAAAUGAAGACAAAAUACAGUUUGAGAGAAAUCUGGACAGACAGAAAGGCCGCAUAAUCUCUCUAUCCUGGCACCCGUCAGAUUCCAAAAUAGCAGCUGGAAUGAUGGAUAUGAUUCAGGUUUUUAAUGUCAAGACGGGGCACUCUAUACACAGGAUUCUGGUGGACAGAGGGCUGGGAACGUCCCGCAGUAAGGAGUGUGUGGUGUGGAGUGUGGUCUACCUCUCAGAUGGGACCAUCAUCAGUGGAGACUCCGUGGGAAUGGUCAAAAUGUGGGAUGAUCGCACCGGUACACUGAUCAAAAGCCACAAUGUCACCAAAUGUGAUGUGCUGGCAUUAUCAGUCUCUCAGGAUGAGGACAGCCUUGUCGCCGGGACAUCAGAGGGAUGUGUGGUGCAGUUCCAGUUCAUCGCUGUGGUUUUAGAUAAGGAUGACAAAGAAUGGGUCAGAACCAGAACAUUUAUGAACCACACACAUGAUGUCAGAGCUGUGGCGGAAAUCACAACUGCUGUUGUGUCAGGAGGCAUGGACACACAGCUGGUUGUGAGACCUCUGUUAGACAAGACUGAAGUGCGGUCAUCGGCCUCAGCCCUGCGGAAGAUUCACUUUCCACAUAGGAGUCUGGUGUCCUGUGCAAGGAAGGCUGGUCUGAUGCUUUUCCAGUUCCCGAAUAAUCUAGAGCUGUGGAGACUUGGAGAGAGUGAAGGAAAAGACAUACCUGGAAUGAGUUUACCUAUAAAAAGAAAGCCAGAGAAACUGCUUCAUUUGAAAGUGAAGGGUGAUGAGCACAUUCGUUGCAGUGUUGUGUCUCCAUGUGGAGAAUGGAUUGCUUACUCCACAGCAAGCAGUUUACGGCUUUACAAACUACACUGUGAUGAUACCAACGUCAGCAUCACUAAGAUUUCCAAGCUCCCAAAGGUUCUCAGCUCAGCCAAUCAGCUUUGCUUCUCCUCAGACUCCUCCCAUUUGUUUUCUGCCUCAACACUUUCAUCAGUACACAUGGUCUCUCUCAGCCAAUCAGGGUGCAAGUUUGUGGGCACUCUAAAGCCCAAGUCAGGUUUUCAUCAGGCCAUUCACUUAUUAGCAGUUAGUGAAGAUGGCAAGUGGUUGGCCUCUGCAAACAGUAACCACGAAGUUCACGUCUACAACCUUCAGACACGGAAGGCUCAUUGCACCGUUCCUAUAUAUAGUUCAGCUGUCAGUGCUAUGGGAAUACACCCAACCACAAACUGUCUGUUCAUGGUACAUGCAGAUCAACAGAUGUUUGAAUACUCUAUAGAGCAGAAACAGUAUUCGGAUUGGAGCAGAUUGGUGCAGAGGAAGGGGCUUCACCAUAUCUGGCUAGAAAGAGACACACCGGUGACCAAUGUCAUGUUUAACCCCAAAAAUCCUUCCCACGUCAUCCUGCAUGAUACGUACAUGCUAUGCAUCAUUGACCAAAGCCUGCCACUCCCUGAUAAAAAAACUCAGUUUUACAACCAGCUGACUCUGAGGAGCCUCCCAGAGGAACAAAGGAAUUCUCACAGCCAUGCUUUCAAAGUCUGCAAGACCUUCAAGGAGAUCCUAUGUGUGGAGAUGAUGUCAGAUCAGUCCCUGGUGGUGGUCGAGCGCCCUAUAUCGGAGAUCACCACUCAGUUGCCUGCACCCAUCAAACAGAAGAAAUUUGCUACUUAAGAACAAAACUGUGCCACUGUAUGCAUGUGACAUGAAUGAGAAAGUGUGUGUGUUUUAUUCCAAUAGAUUACAAAAAUAUGAGCACUGUUCCCACGUCCUAGAAAAAACUGCUUGGACAGUAUUAAAAGAAAUAUUUACUGUACUCCU
This is a messenger RNA of Xyrauchen texanus (razorback sucker), 2332 nucleotides long. Its product is annotated as U3 small nucleolar RNA-associated protein 4 homolog. Gene Ontology annotation, biological process: maturation of SSU-rRNA from tricistronic rRNA transcript (SSU-rRNA, 5.8S rRNA, LSU-rRNA). Gene Ontology annotation, cellular component: small-subunit processome; 90S preribosome; t-UTP complex. NCBI's taxonomy places the organism in Eukaryota, Metazoa, Chordata, Actinopteri, Cypriniformes, Catostomidae. The transcript is spliced from 17 exons. The coding region runs from base 128 to 2185 and encodes 685 amino acids. The record is from RefSeq and is a predicted model, not a curated record. Gene Ontology annotation, molecular function: RNA binding; protein binding.